Molecule: messenger RNA, 733 nt
Organism: Siniperca chuatsi (mandarin fish)
Lineage: Eukaryota; Metazoa; Chordata; Actinopteri; Centrarchiformes; Sinipercidae
Gene: fabp7a
Product: fatty acid binding protein 7, brain, a
Exons: 4
Coding region: 90-488 (132 amino acids)
Biological process (GO): fatty acid transport
Cellular component (GO): cytosol; nucleus
Molecular function (GO): fatty acid binding
Source: RefSeq, a predicted model, not a curated record
GCAGGCAGACACACUGUUGAACUUACUGCAGGGAGAACAGAGGCUGUCUGACAGUGUGAUACUGAACUGGAACAAUAACUUCUGCAAAAAUGGUUGAUGCUUUCUGCGCUACAUGGAAACUGGUUGACAGCCAGAACUUUGAUGAAUACAUGAAGGCACUUGGUGUUGGUUUUGCCACUAGACAAGUGGGCAAUGUCACCAAACCAACAGUAGUGAUCAGCCAGGAUGGGGACAAAGUGGUGGUGAAAACCCUGAGCACCUUCAGGAACACUGAGAUCUCCUCCAAACUGGGAGAGGAGUUUGAUGAGACCACAGCCGAUGACCGACAUGUCAAAUCUACCUUCACCAUGGAAGGAGACAAACUUGUGCAAGUGCAGAAGUGGGACGGCAAGGAGACCAAAUUUGUCAGAGAAAUCAAGGAUGGGAAGUUGGUGGCGACUUUGACUUUUGAGGGAGUCCAGGCAGUCCGCACAUAUGAGAAAGCCUAACUUCACCAUCCACUUGAAUGAGCAAAUCAUCCCUGCACUGCAACAAGAUCUUUUUAAAAAACAAAAAUGUUUUUUGUUUUACAGUAUGCAGUGAUUUGCACUUGAUAUGUUGUUGUAACGUAAGAUAAAUAUUUUGGGAAAUCUUUUGUAAGCUCUUUUGUAAGAAAUUCAGACUCUUAUGGGCCUAAACUGUGUCAUUGUGUAUCACGUGUGAAAAAAUGGAAAAAUAAAUCGCUUUAAACUUU